This is a messenger RNA of Eriocheir sinensis (Chinese mitten crab), 1564 nucleotides long. RefSeq names its product actin-2, muscle-specific-like. NCBI's taxonomy places the organism in Eukaryota, Metazoa, Arthropoda, Malacostraca, Decapoda, Varunidae. The coding region runs from base 171 to 1301 and encodes 376 amino acids. The transcript is spliced from 2 exons. The record is from RefSeq and is a predicted model, not a curated record.
CACCUUGGUUGAUAUGACAUUUUGUCGUGCGGCGGCCAAGGGGUGUGUGUGUCCUGCGGUGGUCAGUGUUUGCCAAGCGGCGGGUACGGUAAUACACGGACUCAGAGGAGUUGAUCAGCCACACCACCACCACUCAGUGACUCUCUGGUCGGUCAAGCUAAAAGUUCACCAUGUGUGACGACGAGGCAUGUCCCCUGGUAGUGGACAACGGCUCCGGCCUCUGCAAGGCGGGCUUUGCUGGCGAUGAUGCCCCCCGAUCUGUCUUCCCCUCCCUCGUCGGCCGCCCUCGUCACCAGGGUGUGAUGGUCGGCAUGGGACAGAAGGACGCAUACGUCGGUGAAGAAGCACAGAGUAAACGCGGUAUCCUUACACUUAAAUAUCCUGUUGAACACGGCAUCAUCACCAACUGGGACGACAUGGAGAAGAUCUGGCACCACACCUUCUACAACGAGCUCCGCGUCGCUCCUGAGGAGUCCCCAACACUGCUGACGGAGGCUCCCUUCAACCCUAAGGUCAAUAGGGAAAAGAUGACGCAAAUCAUGUUUGAAACCUUUGGUCUUCCAUCAACAUAUGUAGCCAUCCAGGCCGUGCUCUCCCUAUACGCCUCAGGCCGCACUACAGGCAUCGUUUUGGACUCAGGAGACGGAGUAACCCACUGUGUCCCAAUUUUUGAAGGCUUUGCUCUACCACACGCCAUCAAUCGUCUCGACCUGGCUGGCAGAGACUUAACAAAUUACCUCAUGAAAAUCCUCACCGAGAGAGGCUACUCCUUCACCACGAGCGCUGAGCGAGAGAUCGUAAGGGACGUUAAAGAAAAACUCUGCUAUGUGGCCCUCGAUUUUGAGGAUGAAUUUCACCAGGCAGCUCAAUCCAACGCACUAGACAAGUCCUACGAGCUGCCUGACGGCCAGAUCAUCACCAUCCGUAACGAGCGCUUCCGUGCACCCGAGGCGUUCUUCUCACCCUCCAAGAUCGGGAUGGAGGCGGAGGGCAUCGAUACGUUUGUCUACAAUUCUAUAAUGAAGUGCGAUAUCGACAUAAGAAAAGAUCUCUUUGCUAAUGUCGUCAUGUCUGGUGGCACCACCAUGUUCCCGGGCAUUGCUGACCGAAUGCAGAAGCAGCUCUCCAACUUGGCUCCCUCUACCAUAAAGAUAAAGAUAAUUGCUCCUCCCGAACGUAAAUACUCCGUCUGGAUCGGUGGCUCCAUCUUGGCCUCUCUGUCUACCUUUCAGUCUAUGUGGAUUACCAAGGAGGAGUAUGACGAGUCCGGCCCCAGCAUUGUCCACCGAAAGUGCUUUUAAACACACACACACACACACACACACACACACAGAUGAGUCAACACUUUCUGGCUCAGUUCGCGAAAGUGUUGCCUGUCAGUCCUCGAGGCCACCGUUUCAGUCACAUAAAUCACUGACAGUUUAAAAUAACACAUCAACUAUUUUAAUCAAAUGUACGUGAGACUGUGAUUUAGCCUAGACAGUUGUGUAAGCUUCCGUAUGUAGGCCAAGGGCUGUGAGACGUAUACAUGACAAAUUAUUAAUAAAGACUAUUUUAUUGACAA